AUGAAUAUAAAACAUCAACAUAAUCAUUCCCUAAAUAGCGGAGGAACAAGCAGCAGCAGCAGUGGCAGCAAGGAGUGGAGCGGCGCAAACACCGCGUCGUCAUCAUCGACCGCCCCUCCAUCAUCGUCUUCAUCCUCUUCAUCCUCCUCCUCCUCGUCUAGAUAUGCCAUCGUAUGUAAAUAUUUUAAAUCUGGUACUUGUAAAUUGGGCGACAGCUGUCGGUUUUCGCAUAGCUAUGGUGGUGCGUCAUCGUCACCUUCGUCACCUGCUCUACAAGCAAAUGCGUCACAACAACCACCAUCAUUGUCACUUGAUAAUAGUAACAACAAUAGUGGUGGAAAGAAAGGAUCGUCCAAUAACAACAAUAACAACAACAACUAUGCAAACAACACAUCGACAAUGAAAGAUAACAAAAAAGAUGCAUCUGGUACACAACAACAACAACAACAACAACCAUCUAGUCAUUUAUCACCAUUCUUGGCAGCUGCUUUACAAGCUAAUUCAAAUUCGACCAACAACAACAACAAUCAACAACCACAACAACAACAACAACCAAACAAUAAUAAUAGUAUGGGAGGUUCUACAUCAUCAAAUAGUCCUCCAUUGUCUGGUAAUAGUUCUUUAAACUCUUCAUUGAAUGGAUUAUCAUUAUCUGAAAAUGAAGAGGAGUUUAUAUCAAUGUCGUGUCGUUCGAAUCCUUCUAGAAUGGUUGGACGUCGUCCAUUCUUGCAAUUGGUUGUUUUGUAUGCUACCGAUCCAAGAGUCAUGCGUUUUGCCAAAGAAGUACAAAAUAGUUUUCUUGAAGGUGGCAUUGAUGUUCAUUUAAAAACUGAAGAAAAUAAUCAAAGUAUAAAAACAGAAAAUUUAGCAGAGAUUAUAACUAGUUCAAAAGCAGAUUGUUUGGUUGUUUUAGGUGAUAGAAAUUUAAAAAAUAAAUCUUGUCAAGCAAAGAGAAGAGGAAAACUUGUAGAAAUGGAAAUUGACGAAGUCGCCAAUUGCAUUUGGACAGAAUGGACACAAUUAAUACCAAAAGAGGAUGAAUCGAUUACAGACGAACAAACUUUUAAUCUUUUAGAAAAACAUUGCAAAUUAAGACAUGUCAAGGAUAGAUUAUCAAAAUUAAAAACUAGUAUUCAUGAAUUAAAAGAUUUAAAAAUUCCAUCAAAACGAAAUAUAACGGAUCCAUCAUCAUUUUUGGAUGAAAAAGUUGCGAGUAGGUUGACGGCAGCACAAAAGUCAGUGAUGCGUUUUCAUCAACAGGUAGUCGAGGCGAUUGAAUAUAUAUCAGACAUACCAUUUGUAUCACAAACAGAAAAAUUAUCGUUGACCAGGGGUGCAGCUGUCGGACCAGACGCAUUGAGCUCGAGCGAUCAGAAACCAGUCAUUAGCGAACACAGCAGAGACAAGCUUUUAAACCAACUCAACCGCAUCUUGCCAAAGAUCGAGGCACUUGGCGACACGUUGAGCGAGUAUGGUGCACCCUUGUCUGAUGCAUAUUUUGACGAGUACCACAAUGCGAGCAUCAAGAGCGACCCAAUCGAUCCCGACGAAGCAGUUGUUCUCAAGCCAAACCAAUGGAGAUGUCUUGCUUGUACCUAUAUAAACACAGACGACUUUAAAAAUUGUGCCAUCUGCGACACUCCCUCUCAACAAUUGUCCAACGACGGCGAGUGGAGUACACCAGGUCAAAAGAAAUCGAAAAAAUUAAACAUUCAAACUAGUUACAAAAAGGUUGAACCUGCUCCCCAACCAAUUCAACCAGCAAUUCAACCAGUUCAACAACAAGAAGCACCAACUCACAAUAAUAACAAAAAAGAGGAAAAGAAAAAAGCAGAUGUUUCCAAACCAGAUCCAAAACUUACUAUAGUUACUCCAACAACAACAACCAAUUCAAAUACAAAUACAACAACCAUUUCAACACCACCUACCAUAGUUACCCCAACAACUAUACCAACCAAUACAAAUACAACAGUUUUACCACCAACAUCAACAUUUACAAAUAUACCAACAACAACAACUACAACACCAAUUUCAUUACCAAAUAAUUUGAUACAACAACAACAACCAGCCAUUAUUUCACCAACGACUGUUUCACCAACUCUUGGUGGAUUGUCCAACAACAACAAUGUUUCUCAAACGGCCGUUCCAUUUGGCUCAAGUUUAUUAAAUGGUGCAGCCCCUUCGUAUAGCGUCGUUCAACCACCUGUCCAACCACCAGUGGUUCUCAACAAUGAACAAUACGAAGAAGAGUAUCCAUCGCUCUUGGUAGCCAGUAACUCCAAAGGUCCCAAACCUAAAAAAUCAGCCACCAACUCACCAUUACACCCUACUUCCGCCAACAACAAUACCAACUCACCACCACCUUCACCAUCAUCUAAUCAUAUUAUUAGUCACACCAACAUCAACAUUGGUUCAACUGUCAUCCAGUCACCGUCGAAAUCCAAAUUACCAACCAACAAUAACUCAUCAACCAACCAACAACAACAACAUCACCACAACCACCACCACCAACAACAACAACAACAACCAUUAUACUCUGCACCCAUUACAACACCAAACGGAUCACUUUUAUCUAAACUCCAACAAGCAGCUUCAACAACCAACGGAAAUGGAGUAAUGAAUGGAAAUGGAGCAAUGAAUGGAAAUUCUUUAAACAACAACAACAGUCAUAUACUUUACAACAAUAAUAAUAAUAAUUCAAACUUUUUGGGAACAACUCCAUCGACGAAUUUAUCCUCACCGACACAAUCCUCUACUGUUCCUGGAUCGUCGUCGACAUCGUCGCCAUACUAUAGUAUAUUUUCAAACAAUACUAGUUUUGGAGGAUGGGACAAUAACAAUAGCUUUUUGAGUAAAAAUAACAACGCAGCUACUACCAAUAACAAUAACAACAACAACAACAACAAUAACAACAGCAAUGGUCAAGAGAAUCAACUUUGGUUCUCAAAUAAUAGUUAUCUAACAUCACAGGCUAAUCAACCACCCACCUCUUCUGUCAAUAGCGUUUCAUCAUUAUUUGCACCUGAUAUUACUCAUUAUAGUUCAAGAAAUCAACAACAACAACAACAUCAACACCAACAACAACAACAAGAUUUUUCAAGUAAUAAUUUAUAUACUGGAUAUAACCAUUAUAAUCUAAGUAAUAAUAAUCAAAACAACAAUAAUGCAUUCUCUUUUUCUUCAACAAAUGGCACAACACCAGGCAAUCCAAACAACAAUACUACUACCAACAAUUUUGUAUCACCUCACAUUCAACAACAACUUUUAAUCCAACACCAAUUACUAAGUCAGGGCCAAGCGCAAGAACAAUUUGAAAAAGAGAAGCAAAAGGUCAGAGAACUUGUUUUAGAAAAAGCAUCAAUCUUUGAUGUGGAAGGAUCAUCUCCGAGUUCAUCAGAUGUACAACAAGGAUCCAACAUCUUCAAAUAA
Molecule: messenger RNA, 3429 nt
Organism: Cavenderia fasciculata
Lineage: Eukaryota; Evosea; Eumycetozoa; Acytosteliales; Cavenderiaceae
Exons: 5
Coding region: 1-3429 (1142 amino acids)
Molecular function (GO): metal ion binding
Source: RefSeq, a predicted model, not a curated record